Esox lucius (northern pike) is the source of this 2936-nucleotide messenger RNA. It is a transcript of the gene twf1b, whose product is annotated as twinfilin actin-binding protein 1b. Gene Ontology annotation, cellular component: cytoplasm; actin filament; myofibril. Bases 305 to 1222 code for a protein of 305 amino acids. The record is from RefSeq and is a predicted model, not a curated record. The transcript is spliced from 10 exons. Gene Ontology annotation, biological process: positive regulation of neuron projection development; regulation of lamellipodium assembly; barbed-end actin filament capping. Gene Ontology annotation, molecular function: actin filament binding; actin monomer binding. Lineage: Eukaryota; Metazoa; Chordata; Actinopteri; Esociformes; Esocidae.
CACAGCAGAGGCAGGUCAAUCAAAUUACUGUAGUUUGGUUUCUUCCUUGUUCUUUUCCAUCUAAUCCAACGGCCCGGGCGACCUAAAGGAAAGGAGACAGGCAUAAUGUCGCAUCAAACAGGCAUACAAGGUAACAUUGAUCGCCCUCAUCAAAUGCCUUACAGUAAAUAAAUCUGGGUGACAAGAUCAAGAUGAAUACUCUGCGGCGGAAGUGAAAGAAAUCUUUGCUAAGGCGAGGAACGGAGCCUAUCGCUUGCUAAAGCUUGUCAUUGAGAAGGAGACCCUGGUGCUCGGCGGUGCCAAGAUGGCAUCUAGGAAGUGGGACCAGGAGUACGAUGCCUUCGUGCUGCCUCUCCUGCAGGAGGAUAUGCCCUCCUACCUGCUGUACCGGCUGGACUCCACCAACAACCAGGGAUACGAGUGGCUCUUCCUGGCCUGGUCGCCGGACCGCUCGCCCGUUCGCCAGAAGAUGUUAUAUGCUGCUACAAGAGCUACACUAAAAAAAGAGUUUGGUGGUGGACAUAUUAAAGAUGAGAUAUUUGGCACAGUCGAGGAUGAUAUGUCUCUGAGUGGGUACAGAAAGUACCUGAUCGCCCAGGCUGCCCCACAACCAUUGACAGCUGCUGAGGAGGAACUGAGGCAAAUCAAACUGAAUGAGGUCCAGACGGACAUCAGCGUGGACACUAAGCAGCAGACCCUGGCGGGCGUGGCCUUCCCCAUGCAGAGGGAUGCCAUUCAGGCUCUGGAGCAGUUUCGAGAGAAGAGGACCAGCUAUGUGCAGCUGGAAAUCGAUUUUCGGAAUGAGUCCAUAAAGCUCUCUGGCACCAGUCCUACAGAACUGAAGGAUCUUCCCAAACGGAUCCCCAGGGAUGCACCCCGAUACCACUUCUUCCUGUACAAGCAUUCACAUGAAGGAGACUACCUUGAGUCCACAGUGUUCAUUUAUUCCAUGCCGGGGUAUAAAUGCAGCAUCAGGGAGAGAAUGCUAUAUUCUAGCUGUAAGAACCCUCUCAUUGAUACAGUGGAAGGCAACCUGGGCAUCCAAAUAGCCAAAAAGCUGGAGAUCGACAACGGCGACGAGCUCACCGCGGAAUUCCUGUAUGAGGAGGUCCACCCUAAGCAGCAUGCCCACAGGCAGGCCUUUGCCAAACCCAAGGGCCCCGCGGGGAAGAAAGGGGGCCGCAGGAUCACACGACCUCCAGGGGAUGGGGAGGAAGACUAACGAAACACCCCUCGGUUUUAGUCUUCAAUGGAACAUUCCACGUAGAAUAUAAGGUCCCUUCAUUGGCACCCAAUCCACCACUCUGUCGUGCACUGCGUUUGAUCAGAGCCACCUGUGUCAAAGGCGGUGCACUCUAUAAGGUGUGGAUGCCGAUUGGGACACAGCCGUAUUGAAAUGACUCCCUCCUAAUAACCUUUAACCUCAUAGAAAACCAGCCUGUAGACUGUACGAACUAUGCACACGCAGAUGACAACACUAAUAUAAGCCAUGACACACAAACCUGUGAACCUAGUACUUACAAAUGUAGCUUGUUAGAUAGUUAGGUGGCAUGUAUUGACAAAACACACGGGAGAAUCGCGAGGGCAGGAGAGAGAACGUUUUCCUUUAGAGCUCUAGCCAAUGUUUUCUUUUUCAGAUUAUUUGCAAAACACUAAGAAACGCAUAUGGUUCCUGAUCGUGGUUCUGGAGAGCUUUGAUUUAUGAACACAUUUCGUUUUUUUCAAUGUGUGAUAUUGAUCUGACAACUUCAUCUUGUGGUAAUUCAAUGCCGACUAUGUUUUAGCAGUUCAUUAAUGAAUUGCUUCACAUCAAUCGGUUACUGGACCGUUAACCCUUCAGGAUCAGAGUUGAGGACUUCAUCAUUUUCUUGUCGCCCUAAAUGUAAGCAGAAAACACAAUGGACCACCUAGUGUUCCAAGAAGAUCGUCUUUUAAAAAAAUUGAUUUAGAUCAAUAUGUUUUUUUAUUAUUAAUUUGCAGUGGUGGGCAUAUGACCAUGCUUAUGAAGAAUUGGGAGUGAAGAGAGGCAAAGUGAGGAUCUGUGGAUGUCUUAAGAAAGCCUGAGGAUUUUUUUUUAUUCAUUUAACAAUGUACUGUACGCACCAAGUGUGUUGGACCAGUGAGAUUUAAGAGGAAUAAUGAAUAUUACAAAAUUAAUUUGUACAGUCUCAAGCGUACAUUUAAGAAUCAGACCGCGAUGUAGUUGUAUGGGCGCUACUGUAGCAAGCGUUUAGUGACUUCUACUGAAGAAGGAAAUCGUAGAGAAACUAUUUUUCUAUGUCUCUGACGUACUGUAUUUUUGUGCGAUGUCCUGAAACUGAGAGGUCUUAAUACCUGAAUCGACCUGAGCGUCGACCGUUUCUAAAGCAAUCUGUUUGUCGAUCUGUCUGAGAGAGAAAGUGCCUGGGUGCGUCCGGAAUGGAAACCCAUUCUCAGUAUAGUGCACCAAUUUUCACCAGGGCCAAUCCCAGAACACACCCUAUCCCCAAUAUAAUGCACUAUUUGUGCCAUUUCAUACUCAGAUCUGUUUGUCAAUCAGGGUUGGUUUCUUGUGCAUUUCACGCUAUUGAUGUAACCCCACAUAAUAUGCAAUGCAAACCACUGCGGCAAGUUUUCCCCCAUGAGACAAUGGUGUGUGUGUGUGUUUGUGUGCGCGCGCGCAUGUUUGUUUAAUACACGAUGAAGGGAGGGGGCUGAGACUCCCAGGUAAAUUGUUAUUGAAGAUCCAUCUACUGAUUGAAUAUAAAGGCAGACCACUAUUACGUGUUUUUCCUGUAGCAGUUUGUGAAGCUACUUUUCAGAAGGAAUAAAUUCAGAAGGAACCAUAGAAGUAGAUAGUUGAAAUUACCAUGUUAUGUAAUGUCUCAAAUGUUUUUGUCUUUCAAUGAAUCAAAUUGUCUAAAGAAGUGAAGUAAAUAAAAAUAUAAAAAAUCACA